Molecule: messenger RNA, 1155 nt
Organism: Heterostelium album PN500
Lineage: Eukaryota; Evosea; Eumycetozoa; Acytosteliales; Acytosteliaceae
Gene: egeB
Product: C2 domain-containing protein
Exons: 2
Coding region: 1-1155 (384 amino acids)
Biological process (GO): positive regulation of gene expression
Source: RefSeq, a predicted model, not a curated record
AUGGAUAAACCAGUUUCUUUAACAAAAGUUGAUGAUGCUUUUUAUCAACAACAACAGAAUCAAUAUGAACAACAACAACAAUCAAUCAUACAACAACAACAAUUGAUUAUUCAACAACAACAAGAACAAUUACAACAAUUCCAACAGGCUAAACAAAAUGAGCAGCUUCAAAUUCAACAACAGUUGUACGCACAACAACAACAACUCGAACAACAACAAUUGGAGCUUCAGCGAUUACAGUUUGAAAGAGCUCAAUUACAAUCGAAUCAAUUGCAAGCUCAACUAGAAAAACCGAUCGAUCUCCAAAAAGUCCAAGAGAUUCACCAACAAAUUCUCUUACAACCACCUGAGAACAUUAGUACCACCGUUUCCAAUGUCAAUCCAAAUGGAGUAGCUGCCGAGGUUGCAAAUGGUGUCUUACAUGCUCCAUCAGGUUCGGAGUUCGUUGGUGGCUGUGGAGUAAGAGGUAAUCUCAAGGUUAGAGUUAUCCGUGGUCAUAAUUUGAUGGUGGGUGAUGCUGUCACCAACAGUUCAGAUCCAUACGUCCUCAUUAAAUCGUCAUGCUUUGCCUCACAUCCAAAAACCAAAUUCAUUUCCAACAAUCUCAACCCAGUUUGGGAAGAAACUUUCUUUUUAUCGAUCGAAAGUGUUAGAACUGAAUUGCUAAUGUUCAAGGUUUACGACCAUGAUCUUGUUGGAUGUGAUGAUCUAUUAGGUUAUUUCGGUGUAAAUCUUUCAUUAUUACCAAUUGGUGUUGAAGUUAGAACAAAUGAAAAAUUAUAUUUUGCAAAGCAUGGUUCAAUAGAGAUUGCUAUUACAGCUUUAGAUUUUGGUCUUACAAAUAUUCCUCCCAACUAUAUCUCUACUUAUAUUGAUUGGAGAAAUAACUUGGUGCCACUCGAGAGAAAGGAUUUCAGCAACCUGCCCGGCACUAAAAAGACAUCAUCGUUCAUUUCAAAAACAGAUACAGCUAUGGGACCUUACUAUUGUAAAAUUACACACGGUGACUUCAAGAUCAUUCAUGGCUAUCCAAAACUAAGAAAGACAUCAAGACAAAGAGUUGCCGAAGGCUUUGCAACUGCAGGUAUUAUUACUGCAGCUGUUUUUGCUGUAAUUAUUUCUGCACCAUUCUCUGGUUGUAAUCAUCAUUGGUAA